This is a messenger RNA of Ostrinia nubilalis (European corn borer), 498 nucleotides long. RefSeq lists its product as uncharacterized. The transcript has a single exon. The coding region runs from base 1 to 498 and encodes 165 amino acids. NCBI's taxonomy places the organism in Eukaryota, Metazoa, Arthropoda, Insecta, Lepidoptera, Crambidae. The record is from RefSeq and is a predicted model, not a curated record.
AUGGCUCCAACAUUCCGAGGUGUGCCUGUUAAAAUCACCGAGCGACUGCAACUUUUGGGCCUUGAAAUGUCCAGCAAGUUAUUGAACUUUGGCGAGUACAUCGAAUCCAUAGCAAAAACUGCUGCCAAAAAACUUUGUAUCCUCUCGAGGGCAAGGCAGUACUUCUCCAAGAAGCAAAGGCUGCAGCUUUAUAAAGCACAGAUCCGACCUUGCAUGGAAUACUGCUGCCACCUCUGGGAUGGCUCUGCCAAGAAACAUUUGGCUGCUCUGGAUUCGGUGGAAAGACGUGCCAGAAGACUUAUCGACAGCCCCACCCUUGUCGAAGCGUUUUACUGGCUACACUUCGGAGAAUGUGAGAAAGAAUUACACAAACUAAUUCCACCAGCCCCCUUCCAUCAUCGGGGAACCAGACGCAGGUUAGCGUACCAUCCCUAUAUUGUUGACAUUCCACCAGCUCGCACUAAGCGUCUCGAUGACUCUUAUAAUGCGAACAGCUAG